AUGGUAGAGUGCAUACCACCACCUUCCACACUCACUCAAGGUUCACUUCCAUCUCCUACACCCCUCAAGGGUCACCACCUCCAUCUCCCCUUAAGGCCCACCACCUCUUCCUUCCACACCCCUCAAGGCUCACCACCUCUUCCUUCCACACCCCUCAAGGCUCACCACCUCUUCCUUCCACACCCCUCAAGGCUCACCACCUCUUCCUUCCACACCCCUCAAGGCCCACCACCUCUUCCACACCCCUCAAGGCUCACCACCUCUUCCUUCCACACCCCUCAAGGCCCACCACCUCUUCCACACCCCUCAAGGCCCACCACCUCUUCCACACCCCUCAAGGCUCACCCACCUCCCCUCAAGGCCCACCACCUCUUCCACACCCCUCAAGGUCCACCACCUCUUCCACACCCCUCAAGGUCCACCACCUCUUCCUUCCACACCCCUCAAGGCUCACUACCUCUUCCACCCCUCAAGGCUCACUACCUCUUCCUUCCACACCCCUCAAGGUCCACCACCUCCACCUCCUACACCUCUCAAGGUUCACCACCUCCACCUCCCACACCCCUCAAGGACCACCAUCUCCUACGCCCCUCAAGGACCACCAUCUCCUACACCCCUCAAGGACCACCAUCUCCUACACCCCUCAAGGCUCACCACCUCUUCCUUCCACACCCCUCAAGGUCCACCACCUCCAUCUCCUACACCCCUCAAGAACCACCAAACCCCACACCCCCAAGGACCACCAAACCCCACACCCCCAAGGACCACCAAGGACCAUCUCACCCUCAAGGGCCACCUACCACACCAUCAUCACCCUUACCAUAA
This is a messenger RNA of Procambarus clarkii (red swamp crayfish), 825 nucleotides long. NCBI's taxonomy places the organism in Eukaryota, Metazoa, Arthropoda, Malacostraca, Decapoda, Cambaridae. The record is from RefSeq and is a predicted model, not a curated record.